Molecule: messenger RNA, 1155 nt
Organism: Didymodactylos carnosus
Lineage: Eukaryota; Metazoa; Rotifera; Eurotatoria; Philodinida; Philodinidae
Source: the annotation of a GenBank genome assembly
AUGAUUGGGCACUUGUGGGCAAUCGGUGCAUGGCUGAAUGAGUCUUCAAAAGUACAUAAACCUUAUGGUUUAGCUGUUUCCCGGCAAGCGGGAAUUUUGAAAAAGGCUAGCCCUGUUCGUUUGGCUAUUGGUGAAACACAAAUAGUUCAAGACACAAGGCAAUUUUUAAUUGAUAAUAACGUUCGACUAGAUUCAUUUAGUCAGGUACAAGGGAAGAGAAAUUCACAAGUAAUAUUAGUGAAAAAUUUACCGUUAAAUACAAGUGAACAUGAUUUGACAAUCCUGUUUGAAAAAUAUGGUCAAGUGAAUAAAAUUGUCUUACCACCCUAUGGUUAUUGUGCUCUCGUUUGUUUUGAACAUCAACAAGAAGCAAGACAAGCAUUUAAACAAUUAGCAUACACAAAAUUUAAAGAUAAUAGACCAUUGUAUUUGGAAUGGGCACCUAUGAACGUUAUAGGAAUAACAAAACCAGCGAAAGAGGAAUCAAUUGUUCAUAGUGAAGAUCAUAAUGCAAACCCAACUACUGUAGAACAAAAAGAGGUCGUCACUCAUAUCGAAGAAGAGGAAGAUGAUGAUGAAACGUUUAAUUUAUACGUUAAAAAUCUUAAUUUUAAUACAACUGAGCAAGAAUUAAUUCAACAUUUUUCAUCAAUCGGUCCAUGUAAAGUAUUCAUAGCAAAAAAGAAAGAUCUAAAACAACCUGGAAAAUUUUUAUCAAUGAGCUAUGGUUUUGUUGAAUUUAAAUCAAAAACAUUUGUUGAUGAAGCAUUAAAACGUUUACAAAACAGUGAAUUGAAUGGACAUAAUUUAGAAUUGAAACUAGCUUCAAAUGUGAAAACAAAACGAAAACGUCAAUUGGAAAAGAAACAACGAACAACAAAAAUUCUUAUUAGAAAUAUACCGUUUCAAGCAAAUGUCAGAGAAAUUCGAGAAUUAUUCAGUGUAUUUGGUGAACUUAAAUUUGUUCGUUUACCAAAAAAAGUCAAUGGCACACAUCAUCGAGGAUUUGAUGGCACAACCGAGAAACGUUUUAAACGAUCGAAAAUUCUUGGUGGACUUCGUGAACUUGCUGCUAAAGGUGUUUGUAGCGCAGAAGGGGAACAGAGCACAGAAAAUGUGAAUCCAAUGGGUGAUGAAGAGGAUGAUGGAAAUUGA